AUGGAAAUAUCAGAGCCAACGAAAGUAAUUUUCUACAUGAGCCGAUUAUUCGGUCUCGCACCUUACCGGAUAAAGCGUACAUCCAAAGGCCAAAUAGUAGAUUUUCGGCGCAAUAUAUUUCUCGUGCUUUACAGUUUAUUCCUGGUGUUCUGUUUAGCUGGGCUUACAUACAAGGGAAUCUUUUUCGACGUAACAUCGAAAAAGCCUAUACGAAUGAAAACUGCAACGUCUAAAGUGGUCACCAUUUUGGAUGUAUCGGUUGUAGUUUCUGCGUGCAUUUGCGGUACACUCAGUGGAUUAUUAGGCCAUCGCUUUGUUCUGGAACUAAAUCAACGAUUAACUGAGAUUGAUGAUAUUCUUGAUCUUUAUAAAAAAAAUCCUAUUUGUUCCAGAGAAAAACAAAAGGGUAUUGUAAUGCUAAGUCUAGUCAGCUUCAUCAUAAUCGGGGCACUCUCUUUAGACAUAUGGGUAUGGUAUAGAAUAGCGGACAAGAUCAAAAAUGAGUACAAUGAUUCGAGUACGAAUGUUUUGGGAUACAUUCCAUUCUACUGCUUAUACUUCAUACUAAUGAUGUUCCACGUCCAGUUUGCGCAAGCUGCUCUGGGUAUCGCCAGUCGAUAUCGUGAAUUAAACAUAAUUCUACUGGAGAUGAUAUCUGAAUUUGACAGAACUACUCAAGCAGAAGUCUCUCAAAUAUCCAUCAUCAAUCGUAAUUUAAGGGAAACCGUAUCAACUAUAGACUAUUCCACCGAAACUGGCGUUAAAAAUGUACUGCAUGGAUUUCAUAAACAUCGCAAAUAUGCAGCAUGUCGGAUAAUUACAGAUCUUGCAACAAUACACGCCUCGCUUUCGUAUGCCAUUGUUCUCGUUUCAAAAACGUUUGGAAUUGCAUUGCUUGCAGUGUUAGGUUCUUGCCUGCUGCAUUUAGUAGCUACUUCAUAUUUCUUGAUGGUGGAACUUGUUGGGGAUAAAGAUGCGGUAUUUGCAUGGAUUCAGGCACUUUGGUUGUUCAUUCAUAUGUUUAGGUUCUUGCUCACGAUAGAACCAUGCCAUAUUACAAAUGCUGAGAGUCAGAGAACUAUAAUCAUCAUCAACAGUCUGAGGCGUUUGUAUAAUGAACCCGACGUAGCGGAAAGUAUUAAUAUAUUUUGGCAACAGCUGGUUGGAACCAGUUUUUCUUUUUCGGCUUGUGGAUUGUGCACAAUCGACAGACAUAUAAUAACUUCGUAUUGUGGAGCAAUAGCGACUUACCUGGUCAUUUUAAUACAAUUCAAAGAAGCCGACGAUCAUGUCACAAUCUCUGGAAAAGCUGCUAUCUAA
This is a messenger RNA of Anopheles aquasalis, 1320 nucleotides long. RefSeq names its product Gustatory receptor 43a (gene Gr43a). NCBI's taxonomy places the organism in Eukaryota, Metazoa, Arthropoda, Insecta, Diptera, Culicidae. The record is from RefSeq and is a predicted model, not a curated record. Gene Ontology annotation, biological process: male courtship behavior; sensory perception of taste; chemosensory behavior. Gene Ontology annotation, cellular component: axon; membrane; neuronal cell body.